GACAUGUAAAUCGUUGAAUUCGUCGGCCUGAACACUGGCAAAAAUAGGAUUCUGUUCCGGAUCCAUUAUAUUACCUAAACACAAUUUUAGAUGAUUCUAUUUCAGCGAAGCAAAAAUUAGCGUCUGUAAGAAACAAUUUCCGGUUGCUACAGUGAUCCCUGUCAGCAAGGAUAUCGAUUCAACAUCGACAAUCAUCAAGCAAAACAAGUUUUUAAGCAACAUUCAACGUGCGCCAGAAUAGCGCGCCAUUAUUGCAUACAACAAACCGACAGGAAAACUGAACGUCGAUGAAUGGACGCCCUGACACUCAUGCACACUCAAAUUGAGUGCGUGAGAACUUCAGACGCAAAGAAAAAAAUGUCAAAGUUUAAUCGAUUGUACAGCUGAUGAGAACCACAAUAUAAACAAUUUCAAGCAGACCCAUAAAAUAUUUAGUUUUUUGUUCGAUUAAUUUAGAAGGGUAUAUCUACGGUGUUUGUAUAAACCAGACGAUGGAUUAUAAUAUCAGUAGGUUGUGCAGGGUGUGUUUAGAAGAAGGUGUUUUCACUUCAAUAUUCAAUACGGAACUAGUAGCAAUGGCUCCAGCUGAUAUGCUCACGAUGUGUGCAAAUAUAAAGGUAUCGAAAAAUGAUGGACUUCCUAGUACUAUUUGCAAUAAUUGCAUGUAUCGAUUGGGAGUUGCAUUCCAUCUGAAGCAACAGUGUGAAAACUCCGACAUGCGACUGAGGCAGUAUAUCGGAUUGAUGACCGGUGUGUACUCCAAUUCGAUGGAUAAGGAAACGAUGACGGACGAUUCGUGGUUUUUAGUUUCGAAAAAAACAGACGAAGACCGUAAAGUAGUGAAAAAGAGAUCUAGCGGUAGGAGUAGAUACAAACCCAAACCACCGGAAGAUCGAAAAAAGCGUGGUCCAAAGCCAACCCCUAAACUACCCCAAACAUGUUAUCAGUGUCAUAAAACGUUUAAAUGCGCAGCUCAACUACAAAUGCAUUUGCGAACCCAUAGCGGCGAAAAACCUUAUUCCUGCAAUUAUUGCUCUAGACGGUUCGCUCAAAAACACAAUCUAUCAAUUCACAUUCGAACACAUACAGGUGAACGUCCGUAUCAAUGCGAAAUCUGCAGUAAGCAAUUCUCAGCUCUAGGAAACUUUCAAGCUCAUAAAAAGAUUCAUUCCAACCAGCGGGAUCACAUUUGCCCCUCGUGUAAUAAAGCGUUUAUCACUUCCGGGGACCUUUCACGGCACAUGGUGUCCCAUUCCGGUAUUAAAAACUACCACUGUGAUAUUUGCGCCAAAAGUUUCAGUAGAAAUCGGGACAUGAUUACCCACAAGAAAAAAAUCCACCUUCACGAUCGUUCUACCGAAAACUACAAAUGUCUAGAAUGUCAAAAAGUAUUUGCAACGGCAGAUAGUCUAAACCUUCACAUGCGAAUGCACACCCCGAUGCCUUCUGUACCGUUGAUGCCAGCUCCACCGCCGCAGCCGCAAACGCAUAUCCAGCAGCCCAUUGCGAUUGCCCCGCAUCACAGCCUAGGACCAACACCGUUGGGAGUUGGUCUCGGAAUGCUUCCGCAUACACAUUCUCAGGGCGGUUAUCACAGUCAGAUGCAUCCAGGGCAGCGGUUACACCCCUACUGAAUGAAGUGGUUUUUUUCUUUCGGAUAAAAUAAACGCACCCAGAUUGAAUCUCGUAACAAAUUAGUUUUAUUUUAUUUCCCGAAAUACAGAGGUUUUAUUUUC
This is a messenger RNA of Malaya genurostris, 1736 nucleotides long. RefSeq names its product zinc finger protein 32. Lineage: Eukaryota; Metazoa; Arthropoda; Insecta; Diptera; Culicidae. The record is from RefSeq and is a predicted model, not a curated record. The transcript has 5 exons. Gene Ontology annotation, molecular function: zinc ion binding; RNA polymerase II cis-regulatory region sequence-specific DNA binding; DNA-binding transcription factor activity, RNA polymerase II-specific. Gene Ontology annotation, biological process: regulation of transcription by RNA polymerase II. Bases 492 to 1634 code for a protein of 380 amino acids. Gene Ontology annotation, cellular component: nucleus.